AUGGGGAGUACACACGAGUUGCAAGGCGACCCCGAUGCAGCGAUACAAGCUUACGAGCAUGCGUUACGGCAUAAUAACUACUCAAUACAAGCCCUUAAUGCCAUAUCGUGUAUACUCAGGACGAAAGAGAAUUUCCCUCGGGCGAUAGAAUACUUGCAGGCAAUCCUAAAAGUUGAUGGCAACAACGGUGAAGUUUGGGGUAGCCUCGGACAUUGUUAUUUGAUGAUUGAGAAUCUGCAAGAAGCCUACGCGGCAUAUCAGCAAGCUUUGUAUCACCUUCGAGACCCAAAGGAACCAAAGCUCUGGUAUGGGAUCGGAAUACUAUAUGACCGAUAUGGCUCUCUCGAGCACGCGGAAGAGGCUUUCUCCCAGGUGAUGCAUAUGCAGCCCGACUUCGAGAAGGCCAAUGAAAUUUAUUUUCGCCUCGGCAUAAUAUACAAACAACAACAGAAAUACCCAUCCAGUUUGGAGAAUCCUCCUCGGCCGUUGACGGAAGAGGACAUCUGGUUUCAGAUCGGUCAUGUCUACGAGCAACAGAAAGAUACCGAGGCUGCAAAGAACGCUUACCAUCGCGUUCUUGAUCGUAAUGCACAACAUGCCAAAGUCCUACAACAGCUUGGAUGGCUCUAUCACCAAGAAAGCGGGCUUUAUCAGAGUCAGGAGAAGGCCAUCGAGUAUCUGGAGAAAUCUGUCUCAUCUGACAAUAAUGACGCACAAAGCUGGUACCUGCUUGGCCGAUGCUACAUGUCGCAAAGCAAGUACUCAAAGGCCUAUGAAGCAUAUCAACAGGCUGUAUAUCGAGAUGGUCGAAAUCCAACAUUCUGGUGCUCUAUUGGCGUGCUCUACUAUCAGAUCAACCAGUAUCGAGAUGCUCUAGACGCGUACUCACGAGCCAUUAGAUUAAACCCUUACAUCUCCGAAGUUUGGUACGACCUGGGCACACUGUACGAAUCAUGCAACAACCAGACAAAUGAUGCCUUGGACGCUUACCAACGUGCCUUCGAUCUCGAUCCUUCCAACAUGCAUAUCAAAGCAAGACUGCAACUCCUCCGCAACAAUGGCCAAUCAACAGGCAUGCCAAAUCAACAAGGAGCCCCAGUUCCUCAAGAUGUCCAUCCCCAACAAUAUCAAGGUCCUGGUGUAGGCGCCCCUCCCGGGCAUCAGUGGGGCCCUCCGUCAGGACCAAAUCAAGUUCUCCACAGCUCCACAUCUGCAUUACAACCUCAAUCACAAGAUUGGAACCGCCGACUUGGAGAGCCUCCACAUCAGCCCUCCCAGCCUCAGUCCUCUGGACCUUAUGACCGCCGAGAUCCUCCAAGACCACCACCUUCGCAAAGGCCGCUCAGUCCACGAAUAGAUUCACUUAGGCAAUACCAAGAGCCUCCUCGUGACGCCCCAAUUCGGCGCUCACCGCCACCGCCCUUGAACCAUCCGGCUCCCAGCAGUUAUCCUGCGCCCCAAGCCCUACCACAGCCACAGCCGUCUGCCCCACAGCCAAGUACUUCGAGUCGACUCACAAGCUCAGCGUAUGGACCUGCCGACCCGGGUGUUCGAUUUCCUGCCACUGGCCCUCAAGGCCCCAGUAUGAACGCACCUCCGUAUGGACGCCCUGGCAGUCCACCUCCUGACAUCAAGCCUCUCUCCGACGUUAGACCACCUUCACCAGGUCAUGGCCCGCGACAGCAACCGUAUCAGCAUCAACCGAGCGGUCCGCAACCAGCGAUAGUGGCGGGCGCUCCUCCACCUGCCGCAGCGUUUGCGGCGGCUGAGGCAGCAGCCCGAGACCGAGAUGAUCGACCGCACCCUCAUAUCAUGAACAAUAGCUUGAAACGAACACAUGAACCUGAUGAAGAGAUGAGAACACCAAACAAGUAUGCUGCCAACGGCGACAAUAGGAGCAAGUUGGAAGACUCAUACCAUCGGCGGCCAUCACCACCUGAUAGGAAGCCAUCUCCCCGACAGCUGCCAAUUUCGCCUCGACUGCCGUCUCCUCGCGGUCGAGCACCUUCGCCUCCGAUGCACCAUCCUAGUCGCAGUGCAUCCAUCCAACGGAGGGAUGAGCAGCGACGGGCGGACGACUCUUAUCACCCUUCGGAAGCGGCUCACCAUCCCCCCACUUUGCCUUCCAUGCAGCUUCAACAAAAUGAGCCUCCAAGCCAAGCUAGCGCACCGGAACCUAUCAAGGAUGAUAAGAAGGAAACGUAUGAAGGGCCGGCUCGAAAAAUGGAUGUCGAUGAGAACUAUGACGACGAGAUGGAGGAAGAAAAGAGAAAGACGGCGUCUGGGGGCCGCAACAGUCCCCAGCGAGCUAAUGCAAUUGGAGCGGCGGCGGUAGAGACAGACGCUUAG
Bacidia gigantensis is the source of this 2349-nucleotide messenger RNA. RefSeq lists its product as uncharacterized. The record is from RefSeq and is a predicted model, not a curated record. Gene Ontology annotation, biological process: regulation of gene expression. Lineage: Eukaryota; Fungi; Ascomycota; Lecanoromycetes; Lecanorales; Ramalinaceae. Bases 1 to 2349 code for a protein of 782 amino acids. Gene Ontology annotation, molecular function: chromatin DNA binding; RNA polymerase II cis-regulatory region sequence-specific DNA binding; protein binding. The transcript is spliced from 8 exons.